AUGUUCCUUGCCUUCGAUAUCAUGGGCAAGGUAGCCUUCGGUAAGGACUUCGAUUGCCUGAUUGAAGGAAGAGAACAUCCCGCCAUCGGUGGAAUGGAUGAAAGUAUGGAGACCAUCAACACCAUUGGUCAGAUCCCCUGGCUCUUGUAUUAUCUCUCCCGCAUCCCAGGCGCCACAGCAGGCUAUACCGAGUUCUUCAAGAUGUGCUCCGACACGAUUGAGAAGAAGCUUGACCCUAAUCGGGCUGAACAGCGUUGGCAACCUGAUCAAGCUCCAAGUGAUAUCAUGUCUUGGCUUCUGAAGGCAUUCAUGGAGAAAGACCCAUCUACUCCACCUUCUAAAGAGGCAUUCAACGAGGAUUCUCGAGUCAUGAUAGUGGGAGGGAGUGGGACAACCGCAACGACCUUGACCACGACACUAUUCUACCUCAUCAAGAACCUUGCGAUUCUGCACAAGGCGUUGACUCAAGUCGACUCCGCUCUGCCUGGUUCUGAAGACUGGACGUACGAAAAGCUAAAGCCGCCCGUACUCGUCGGUGGCUCCCGUGUUACUCCACCAAACGGCCUUCAGGUAGAUGAGAGAUUCAUCCCGGGAGAUGUUAAUGUUAUUGUGCCAAUUCAGCUCCUCCACACAGAUUCAAGGUACUGGAAACAGUCAAAGGAGUUCAUUCCAACGAUAUUUAGCGAAAGACAGAAGGAGCUUGGUAUUAGUGAUGCCCCUUUCUUCCCUUUCCAGCUUGGUGCAUGA
Clonostachys solani is the source of this 747-nucleotide messenger RNA. The record is from the annotation of a GenBank genome assembly. NCBI's taxonomy places the organism in Eukaryota, Fungi, Ascomycota, Sordariomycetes, Hypocreales, Bionectriaceae.